Messenger RNA from Theileria parva strain Muguga, 483 nucleotides. RefSeq lists its product as uncharacterized. NCBI's taxonomy places the organism in Eukaryota, Apicomplexa, Aconoidasida, Piroplasmida, Theileriidae. The record is from RefSeq and is a predicted model, not a curated record. Bases 1 to 483 code for a protein of 160 amino acids. The transcript is spliced from 2 exons.
AUGUUAAAUUCUUAUUCGUUAAGAAGCCUUUCGGUUACCUUAUCUACGCCUCUGAAAUAUGACUUGAAAAGAACACUUUCUGAAAUUAAAAAGGCGUUUGAAAUUACUAAACAACAGGAAAGAGACGUGGGACUGGUGGAGUAUGCUUAUAUUCCCAGAAAACGUUGGCGUGUAACAUAUUUAAAAUCGAGAUUUAAGCACAGGAAGGCUAUACGCCAUUACGUAUUUGAGCAGUACAACUACAACAUCACAGUGCUGAAUCCAGUGCACAUUGAUGCCUUAGUUUCAUCAAUUUUAGGAAGUUUAAGCCCCUCAGUACACGCUCGCUGCACAUUCAGCUGGAAUUUUCAACCAAACUUUUUAUGUCCCAACUUUCCAUGUCCCAGCUCUAAUUCUCAUAGUUCAAAAAUUAACACUAAAUUAACAAUUGAGCAAUAUAACGUAGAAACAAAUGUUAUUAAUCGUUUAAUAAACACAAUUUGA